Molecule: messenger RNA, 1382 nt
Organism: Arachis ipaensis
Lineage: Eukaryota; Viridiplantae; Streptophyta; Magnoliopsida; Fabales; Fabaceae
Source: RefSeq, a predicted model, not a curated record
AAUUCCCGUUUUCAAAUUCGCUGCCGCAAACCUCCUCUUCCUCCUUCUUCUUCUUCAACUUCAAUUUGUAUGCCAUGCCCGAGACAAGGUCAAAGAAGAAAUCUUCAAAGGCCGCUACACCACUUCCUCUUCCUCCUCCUCCUUCUGCAUCGGAGCGGCGAAACUGGGGCAACGUCUUCAACUUGAUGGUUAAGAUGGUGCGCAACCAGCAGAAUCAGCUUCAGUCGAUCUCAACGCAGAACAAGUUCCUCCAAGACCGUUGGCGAAUCCAGAACGAAGCCUGGCAAUCCGACAACCGCAUUCACAGCGAUCACAUCUCGCAGAUGAAGGGAGUUUUGAAAUUUGAGGAGAAGAAACGGUUAUUGGAGGCGCAUUUGUUGACUUGGCAUUGUUUAACUGCAGAGCAUAUGGAGGAUGAUUUGGCCGAUUUUAAAGCUUUGUUUGAAAACCAUUCUUGCAAAUCCGCUAAAGGAGAAGUAUGUUCACUGGAUCAAGGAACAGUAUUGAAGGAUGCUGACAAGAGGAAGAAAAGAAACACUGAUAGUGAGAAAGAGAACAAGUCACCUGGGACGAAUUCCGUAGAAGAGAUGAGUUCUUUGAAAAUCAAAGAUGAAUUGAGAAUAUUAAAAGAAGAACGUGAGAAGCUUGUUUCAGAAAAGAAAUUUGUGUGGAAUCAAUACAAUAUCAUGGAAAAAGAAUAUUGCAAUAAAUUAAGUGCUAAACAAGCUGAAGUAGAGAAAGCAAAUGAGAAGGUAAGAGCACUUGUGGAACAACUGGAGUCAGAAAAUAACAAAAAGGAUAGUACUAUUUCACAGUUAGUUAGUAAAGUGGCUAGUAUGGAGGCUGAGACAGAAAGAUUAAACCAAGAAAUAUCACGAUUGUCUUCGGAGAUGGAAUCUGUUAGAAAGUCCAGGAAAGACCAAGUUACACCUGUUUUAAACCGAUGCACGGAAGGGACUAAAACUUGUAACUCAGGAACCAGCAAGAGUGGCAGGCACAGAAAUGUCUCUGUGAAAAAAGAAGUAUCUACUCCUGAUGCCCCUCCUCCUUCAAAAUUAUCUGGAAAGGGAAAUACUAGCCUGAAGAGGAAAGAAAGUCCAGUUAUUCUCACCUCUGUGACUCCGAAACUGUUCUCUUCCAGCUUCAAGGUACCAAAAUUGAAGUCCUCUGCAAAAGUAUGACAGAUGAGAUAUUUUAAUUAAAUUAUUACCCCAUUAGGAACAGUAGACUAUGUAGCAACUUUUAUGUAAAUGUAUGUGUAAGCUGUUAGUUCAUAGUGCUUCUAAUGAACAUAUUUGGAGUUAGUUUGUGUAAUGUAAAGGUUCAACAUCAUGUAUCAUCUGCUUGGUUUGUAAUCUAAGGGGUUCCACUUUUUGGGUUAA